AUGCCCAAGGUGGUUACUUCGAGGCGAUUGCCUGUGUACACCAACAAGGGCCAGAAAGAGGACGACAGGUUCAAUGCCUUCCAUUGCAAGAGGUGUCGUACACACUUGGUGACGACGGAUGCUGAUCUGGCGAACAUCCCGCGCAGAAGGACCGAUGGCGCCAUGGUCUUGGAUGCACGCCUGCAGGUGAUCAGCCUCUACACAGUCAAGCGUGAGGGAAGUCGAGUCAUUCGCCGCGAGAAGGGUGCAGAGCGGCAGUAUGUCCACGCUUGCCCAUCAUGCGACCAAGACGUCGGCUACACAUCGAAGCCCCACGAGGCUGACCUGGAGCUUGUGUACUUGUCCGACACGGCUGUCACGGUGCCCUGGCACAGGAUGAAGUCGCCCUUCACUUGCAAGGUGUGCGGCUACAUCUGCCAGAGUCAGGGGCAGCUGGAGUUUCACAGGAAGCAGAAGCAGCACACCGAAGACAUGGAAAAGGAGCAAGAGGUGCGACCACACUCACUUGAUACGGCUUGCACAGUCUUCCCAGGCCCACAACAGGCCCCACACCACCCACACGACCACGCUACGAGUUCAAGAUACGGCGCAGAACACGAGCGGCACUGUGGCGGGAGAUUUCGCAAGGAUGCCAUAACCCACGAUUCACACCCGAAAGAUUCUGCGGGACCGGCAUGA
This is a messenger RNA of Symbiodinium sp. CCMP2592, 678 nucleotides long. NCBI's taxonomy places the organism in Eukaryota, Dinophyceae, Suessiales, Symbiodiniaceae. The record is from the annotation of a GenBank genome assembly.